This is a messenger RNA of Lodderomyces pseudojiufengensis, 1653 nucleotides long. RefSeq lists its product as uncharacterized. The transcript has a single exon. Lineage: Eukaryota; Fungi; Ascomycota; Pichiomycetes; Serinales; Debaryomycetaceae. Bases 1 to 1653 code for a protein of 550 amino acids. Gene Ontology annotation, molecular function: protein binding. The record is from RefSeq and is a predicted model, not a curated record.
AUGAGACGUGACGGUAAAGGUGGUAUAUUUGUUCCCAAUGAUAAAGGCAAGGAAGCUAUUUCAUAUAUAAUCGCAUUUAAUGGAGCUAAUUUGGAAUCAUUAACUACCACAUAUGAUAAAUCAUUCAAAGUUAAGUUUCCCACAUCUUUAAAACAUUUAACUUUGUAUUGCAGAUCAACUGAUACACACAAGUUGAAUUUGAGAACAUUGCCAUAUCUUGAAAGCUUUGAGUGUAAGUCUCUUUUUGGUGUAAAAUCAAUAAAAGAUCUUUGCAUUCCUAAUUCUGUUAGAUCUUUAGACUUUGAAGCAUGUGGUUUUGAAAAAUUAGGAAAUUUAAAAAGUUUGAAUAAGUUAAAAGUUCUUAUGGUUACUGGAUGUAAAAAGUUGAUUGAUUUUGUCAAGUGUUCGUUUCCGGAUUCAUUAAGUUUAAUUGGUUACAAUAAUUGUGUUCCCGCUUCAAAAGUUGCUGAAUUAUAUGAAAAGACUAAGAAUGGUACAAAUAAACAAUUUAAUAUAUCCGAUUUUUCAAAAAGUGGAGAGUCAUUUUUAGUUGGAUCAAAUGUGAAUUUUCCACCAUACUUAACAUCUUUACUAAUUCUGGACGCUGAAGCUUCUUUGGAAUUAGGAUCUAAUUUAAAACUUAAAUAUCUUGAAGUUUUAGAUUUGAAACGAAUUCCCAAGUUGAAUUUGAAAGGGAUCUUAGCUUCUUUACCAAAUGUUAUGUUUGAUAUAUCAAUUUGUGCAUCCGGUAUUUCAUAUGUCGAUGGUGUAGCUUUGUUUCCAGAAUUGACUCAUCUUGAAUUCGAAUACAAUAAUUUUGAAAAUAUUUUUAGAACAAACAUACAUGAAUUGAAAAGAUUAUCAGUUUUGAGUCUUGAAAAUAAUUUGUCAAUACAACCCAAAACUUUAGUCAGAGUAGAUCCUUUUCAAUUAUUACUGGUUGAUAAGUCCAACUCAAAUAUCGUAAGAGUAACAAAAGAAAAUGCAAAUAAUUUACAUGGUUAUGCUGGAAAAACUGUCAAUGUUGAAAUGCAAAAUUUAGCGGAAUUGACUUUAAAACAAAUUUCUCAACAAAAUUGGAAGCCUUCUUCUUUUAUAAAUUACGUAUAUCCAUCCAUACUUGAACCUAUUAUAUCUCAGGUAUCCCUUGUUGUUUGUGAAAAUUUGAAAAUUCUCAAUUUGGGUGGGUUGGAUAUUCAAGAAUUAAAUAUUAAUAAUUUUCCAAUAUCUUUAGAAAAAUUGAUAGUCACAAAUUUUCAAUUACAAUCAAUUAAAGGUAAUUUUGAGAAUUUAACCAAAUUGAAAAAUUUAGAUUUAUCCUUGAAUCAAAUCAAUCAUUCAAUGUUAACAAAUCAAAAAUUCCCUGCAAGUUUGGAAAGUUUGGAUUUAUCAAAGAAUAAGAUUGAUGAUUUAACUUGCUUAAAUUUAAGUAACUGUGUUAACCUAGUCUAUCUAUUUUUAUUUCUAGUAACAACACAAGAUAAUCCAAAAGGAGCAAUUGAAUUGAAAAAUUUCUUAUUAAAUUCUCAAAAUGGUUCUAAAAUUGAAACUGCAGUGUUAAGUACAACAAAAUCCAAAGUUGUAUUUGAAAUAAUGAAUGGGGUUGAUGGUACUGCUAAAAGACCACCAGACUCUAAUGAUGGUGAGAAUUGA